Menidia menidia (Atlantic silverside) is the source of this 6218-nucleotide messenger RNA. The record is from the annotation of a GenBank genome assembly. NCBI's taxonomy places the organism in Eukaryota, Metazoa, Chordata, Actinopteri, Atheriniformes, Atherinopsidae.
AGGGCUUGCUGACAGGAAGUGUGUGUCUGUGUGAGCAAACAUGUUCCGAAACAGCCUGAAGAUGCUGCUAGGAGGCAAGGGUCGCAAGAUAAACAGCAGUGGUGGCAGCAACAUCGAUUCGGAGGGCUUAGACGGCAGGACGAUGGAGGGGUUCACCCGUUCUCUCCCCUCCUCCCCCCUCCUCAACAUUCGCUUGGCCAAGAGAACUGAUGAGAGCGAGGAGUUAGGACCGCCCCCUUCUGUUGAUGAGGCAGCUGAUGCUUUGAUGACCAGGCUCGGCUUCCUUCUGGGGGACAAGGUCAUCAGUGGAGAGCAGGGUCCCCCUUACCAUGCCCAGGAUGAAGGACAGAGGAUCUCUCCUUCCUCCAGUCUGGCCAGCAGCAACACCUCCCCCUGCUCUACACUGCAUCCUCCUGCUGGGGGGGAGGGCAACAAUAACAGCAAACACAUAUCUUCCAACCAUGCCUCUGUCGCCUCCCCCACAUCAACACUGGAGAGCAGAGACAGUGGAAUCAUAGCCACAUUGACCAGCUAUUCUGCUAAUUCAGCUGCAGAGCGCGAGGACGGCGCUAAAUACCCCAGCAACUGUUACCAUGGCAGCAGCCUCAACCUCUGGCAGCAGGGAGGCCGGCCAGUGGUGAAUUCCACGUCUUCUUCAAGUGUGCUGGCAGUCGGUGGUACAAACGACUGCCUACUGUACAGAGCAGAUGACAACAUGUCCGCCUCUACAUACAGCCUGAAUCAAGGCCAGGCCUCUGCCCGCUCAUCCAGCUCCACCCACUCCGUCACACUUAACCUCAUUCCCCGACCAAAUUCAGUAGCUGCCACUAGUUCGGCCCACCUUGAAGAUUUAACUUAUCUAGAUGAGCAGCAAAGACACAUUCCUUCAAGGACGCCCCUAAGAAUGCCCAAACAGAAUUCUGGGAGUCGUAGUCAACAGGACCAAAGAGUUCGCUUCACUCCCACUCUGAACCUGAAGCCAUUCCAUUUUGAAGUACCUGGUCUGUCAUCUGAUUGGCUCUUCACUGGCAGGGAGUGGCUUUUCCAAGAAAUGGUUGCUUGCUUGUGCAGCGAUGACCCAGCGACCAGUAGGGGGGUAGUAAUUAUCGGCAACAUGGGUUUUGGAAAAACAGCCAUCAUCGCCCGUCUGGUGGCUUUGAGUUGUCAUGGAAACCACAUGUGGCCAAGCUCCGCCGGCAACCAGACCAUGCCAAAAUAUAUAGAGCCCGUUGCUAUCUCUCAUGAUUCCCCUGGAGGAAGAGGAGGAGGAGGAGAUGAAGGAGGAGGUAGCUGUCCGGGAACUCCAGAGAUGAGAAGGAGGCAGGAGGAGGCUCAGAGGAAGCUAGCUGGACAGGUGGUGUCAUAUCACUUCUGUCAAGCUGAUAACUGUUACACUUGUUUGGUUCCUGAGUUUGUCCACAACAUGGCGGCAAUGUUGAGUGACUCCCCUCAGCUGGCUGCAUUCCGAGAAUUACUACACCAGUCUCCACAGUUACAGAGCGUACUCAGUCUCCGUUCCUGCAUUCAGGAUCCAAACUUGGCACUCCAGAGGGGAAUUUUAGAUCCACUGUCGGCUCUCCACAGAGAGAGGAAGCUUCAUAUGGAGGGGGCAGGGCUUAUUGUUCUGAUAGAUGGGCUAAAUGAAGCAGAGUUUCACCGGCCGGAUUAUGGAGACACACUCACUUCCUUCCUGUCCAGAAAUAUCAACAAAUUUCCUUCCUGGUUGAAAGUCAUUGCCACUGUCAGGACCAGUCAGCAGGACAUUGUUCAUUCUCUUCCUUUUCACCGAAUCUAUAUUGAUAAAACAGAGGAGAACAGCACCAUAGACCAGGACCUACAGGGUUACCUGAUGCAGCGUAUCCACAGCAGUACAGAGAUCCAGAGCAAUGUGUCGCUGAGUAAUGGCCGUCUUGACAACACAGCACUGGCCAAGCUGAGCAGCCAUUUGAAGAGCUUGAGCAGAGGCUCGUAUCUCUACCUGAAAUUGACGCUUGACUUGAUAGAACGAGGAUACCUUGUCCUAAAAAGCUCUAGCUUCAAGGUGGUUCCUGUGAGUCUAGCAGAGGUGUACCUGCUACAGCUCAACAUGCGGUUUCCCACUCAGUCAUCAUUUCAAAGGGUUGUGCCUCUGCUAAACGUCUCUGUAGCAUCUCUGCACCCACUGACCGACCAGCAGCUUUUUGAGGUGGUGAAUGCCGGUUCCGUAAGUGGCGGUACAAUGCAGUGGGAAGAGUUUGCUCAGCGCCUGGAGCAGCUCUCCUCCUUCCUGAUUCGGCGAAGUGACGGCACCAGGAUGUUAAACCACGCCUCUUUCAGGGAGUGGCUGGUGUGGAGGGAUGAGGGGCAGGAUGAUAGGUUCCUCUGUGAUCCCAGGAGUGGCCACACUCUCCUGGCUUUUUGGCUCAGCAGGCAAGAAGGCAAGCUGAGCCGACAGCAGACACUGGAGCUGGGACAUCACAUCCUAAAAGCUCACAUCUAUAAAGGUCUGAGUAAGAAGCUUGGGGUUUCCUCCUCUGUCCUUCAGGGGCUGUGGUUGUCGUACAGCACAGCAAGUCUCAGCCCCGUUCUAUCAUCUCUGCGCAACAUCUACACCCCCAACAUCAAGGUGAGCAGGUUGCUGAUUUUGGGGGGAGCCAAUGUGGACCACCGCUGCGAUGUCCUCAAUAGUGCACCCCUGCUGUGUGUACAUGCCCACCUGGGCCAUGCUGAUGCUGUAGCGUUACUGCUUGACCACGGGGCUCAGGUACACGCUAAGUCCCAUGAUGGAUUGACUGCUCUGGGAUUUGCCUCUGCUGCUGGUCAUCUGGACAUUGCCACCAUGUUAAGCAACCACAGAGCCAAGGUUGGUCACGUAGACAGCUUGGGUCGGUCAGCACUGGUUCUCGCAGCCCAGCAGGGUCAUCUGGAGUUGCUGCACUUCCUAUUGAAGACCGCUGACUGGAGCUGCAUAUCCUGCUGCAGCCAGAGAGGGGCAAGCAAGAGCCAGGCAGUACAGCAGGCUCUUAUUGCAGCAGCUGGUAUGGGCCAGGUGGAGAUGGUUUCAUACUUAUUGGAUCUUCCAGAAGAAGAUGAGGAAGAGGAGCAAAGACCUGAGAUCAACAUAUUUGAUAAUCUGUGGGGAGAGACAGCGCUGACGGCGGCAGCAGGACGCGGUCGUCUGUCUGUUUGCAGGCUCCUUUUGGAUCAGAGCGCAGAUGUGGAGCAAAAAAACAGGCAGGGUAUCACUCCGCUCUUGGGCGCCGUGAGAAGGGGUCACUGGCAGGUGGUGGAGCUGUUGUUGAAUCAUGGGGCUGACAUGAACCGGGUUGACCAACAGGGUCGGACGGCUCUGAUGACGGCAGCUUCAGAGGGGCAUAUGGCCACUGCCCAGCUGCUGCUGGAUUAUGGGGCGUCUCUGAACCAGACUGACAGGGAAGGCUUAACAGCACUGAGCUGGGCAUGUCUAAAAGGCCAAUUCACGAUGGUCAAAGAGCUGGUGGAGAGAGGUACUGCCACAACUCACGCUGACCGCAGUGGAAGGACACCUCUGGAUCUGGCGGCCUUCUGUGGGGACCCAGAAAUGGUGCAGUAUCUAGUGGAUCAUGGUGCAUCUGUAGAGCAUGUGGACUGCAGCGGGAUGCGCCCUUUGGACCGAGCAGUUGGCUGCAGGAACACUUCAGCAGUCAUCGCUCUUCUUAAAAAGGGAGCUAAAAUAGGACCAGCAACAUGGGCCAUGGCAACUUCUAAGCCAGAUAUUUUAAUGGUUCUGCUGAGUAAAAUGAUCCAGGAAGGAGACAAACUCUACAAGCAAGGUAAAGUGCGGGAAGCUGCCCACUCCUAUCAGUCAGCUCUUCAGAAGUUUCCAGGAGAUGAGCUGAAGACCUUCAAACAGAUGAGAGUGUGCGUGCUGCUCAACCUAUCGCGCUGCCGCCGAAAGAUGAAUGACUUUAACCUUGCUGAGGAAUUCGCAACUAAGGCUCUGGAACUGAAAGCCAAAUCCUAUGAAGCUUUUUACGCCCGUGCUCGUGCCAAACGAAGCCGCAGAGAUUUUUAUGCAGCAUUGGAAGACCUGAUUGAGGCCAGCCGUUUGUGCCCGUCAAACCGAGAGAUCCAGCGUCUGCUGUCUCGGGUUAAAGAAGAGUGCCGGCAGGUUGCUCAACAGCAAGACUGCUCUACUUCAUCUCACAAUGUUUAUCAACAAAGUGUUCCCAUGUCUCAUAAUGAAGCCAGGUGCAGAGAUUCAGGUUGUCUACAGGUGCAGGACAGGGAGGGGCUUACAGAGGAAGAGGAGGAGGGGGAAAGGGAUGAAGAGUGGAGUUGCAGAGAAAGAGAGUCCUCCUCCCUGCAACCUUCACGAGCCGUUCAGUGUUUGGACACCCAUUGCCACUCAGGAGGGCCAUCACCCUCAUCCCUGUCCCCCACUCACAUGCAUCAUCACAUUUCCAGUCCCACCCACUCCACGGGCAUCUCUUCCCCUGGUCAUUCGGCUCCCUCAGCUAUACCCCCAUCCUAUCCUAAUUUUAGCCCUUCUUGUUCCCCGAUACAUCAUCAUCAACAAGCUUGUCCUGUGUUUGAAAACGUACAUACCGGGUCAGGAGGUGGUGAAUUUCACCUCCAGUCGCAGACUGCCUCGGUACUGCAACACUUUGAUCAGAAUCAGGGAGCGCAACAGAACUACUUUCUAUCCAAUCAGAGGUCCCUCCAGAAGCACAAUCCUGGCCAAGGCCAGUGGCUUCAACAAGCCAAAGUGCAGACUGUGAGAACCAGUCAGCCCAGUUCCACAGUCCAAUCCAGCAUUGCUUUGGGGAGUUCUGCCUACUCCCAGUUUGCACAUCUGCCCCAAGAACUAGCAGAGCUUGGAGAAGGCUUUUGCCCAAGCACUUUAGAUGUAAGCCCUGGUCCUGCUGCUCUUAGCUCUGGAGCAUCAUGUGCACUGGAUGAUGAUGAUGAUGAUGAUGAUGAUGACAACCUUAUUUGCCAGACAAGAACUACAUCUUCCUAUGGAAGAGGUUCAGGACUGGAGCGGGCAGGAUUAAAUCGCUUUGUCCAGUCCCGGCAGUUCAGUCGCAACCAGUCCAAAGCUGCUUACUACCCAAUGGAAGUUACAGAAGCAGAAGGGGGGCCUUCUGAAAGGCUUCCAUUAUCACACGAUCAUCAGUACCACAACCAGGGUGGGGUUCACUGCCCUCUCAGUGCCCACCCAACAUCGUCCUCGGCUCCACCACCCAGACCUCUCAUUCACUCCCAGAGUGUUAGUGUUCGCUUCUCUUCCAGCAGUGGCAGUCUCACAAGUGGACAGUCCCCUGUUCAUGGUUCAGGCUUCAGGACUUCCGCGUCUGCCCUGCAUAUCGAUCUACCUUCAGAUUCUGUUGGUGGUGGAACUGGUUAUCAUGACGAUCUUUUUCCAAUUUCCCACCCGCAGUCAGAGCUUUCUAUUGCUGGGGGGACUUAUCCUGGAGAGGCAGGACGCUCAUCUAGGACCACUCCAUUUAUGGGUAUAAUUGAUAAGACUGUGCGUGUGCACCAGCAGUAUCAGCAACAAGUUCCAUCAAGUUUACCAUCCUCCCUCAGCCCCUCGCGCUCCUGGGCUGUGUCUUCAGUGGACACAGUAGUCACCUCACCCAGCAAAGUCCCUGCCAACCAUGGAGGCAUCGCUCCCCACCAGCCUUCGUCUAUUGCUUACUACAACCGUAGCAAUAAUAAUGCCCACAAUGGUCACCUUCUCCAUGACAACCAACCAGACUUUUAUGAGGUGGUUGCAGGCAGUGAUCAGAAGGGUGAGGGCGUAGCACAGUUUGCUUGUCAGAAUCCUUCCUACAUGGAUGUGAGGAUGGCCCGAGCACUCCCAGUUCUCCAUAGCAGCUCGGACAGACCGACUGAGAGGAGAACGGGUCCUGCCUCUCCUGUCAAACCAAAAAGGCCCUUUGUCGAGUCAAACGUGUAGAGACAACUAAAAAGAUAACUUAAAGUAGAUAAAAGGAGGUUAUGUAACACUUUUUUCCAAAAUGUAUUGGGACUGUGGAAUUCAUGCACUGCUUGAUACAAAUGAGGUUUCCACCUUAUUGGACAGGCAAGUCAUAGUUCUAAUGGGUGUAACUGCACACUCUCUGUUUGUGAAGGUGGCUGCACUUGAUUUAUGUUGUUGUAUGUAUUCAGCAGUACCCACGGAGAUUCAAAACUAGUUGUUUCAGAGAAAAUAAUAUCAGAAUAUAAGGUAAUUUGCUGCUCCAAGGUUUUUG